AUGGAAUCCUCUACCACUGAACGAGCUGAGGGGGGCUCCUCUACUCUUGAGGAAUUAAAAUUGCCACGAUUUUCUCCUGGAGCCACCUACAUCCCCAUUCGACCAACGCCCCCAAGGACCGAGAUCAGAAACGCUCCUGAGCCCUGCCCACCGCUGCUCCUUCUAGACAACGCAGACACACUCGUGUUCAUCGAUGCACCACCACAAUCGUCGACUAACUCCGCGUUACCUGCUUCAAGGGAAUCUAUCCCGCACCGCAUACACAGCCAGAAGCUCUUAGAAACUAAUUCCUCGUUCUUCAAGAAGCUCUUCAAUCCGAGGACGCAGGCUCGGAUUGUCAAGCGCCGUGGACUCACUGGCGGGCUUACGAACCGGCUCAAGUAUGCUAUCGAUCUGACUCCUCCCACGGAGGGAGAAGAUGCGGUCAUCACCGUCACGGAGCUUUCUUGCCCUCUUGGUAUCAGGACGUGGUCACGCUGUCAGAAACGAUGGAGCCUCCCUAUGUCGUGUGUCGGGGGGCAGGACGAGGUUGAGGUGUUGGAUACAAAUACUCACAAAGGCUUAGGCGGGCUGCCAUCCCAGGAGUCGAAUGGUUCAGUUGCGCAGAAUCCUGAGACAGGUGAACAGGCUGAGAGGCACCAGGAAGGUGAGGUGAGAAACAAGACUGCCAAAUGGCCCGAGGUUUCGGUUUUUGAAGCAGAACACAAGAAUUCGCGCAAGAAGCUUGGACUACCGCUGGACUACUCUGCUUCUCGUCACCGUGCAGGCAUUGAGCAGAUCUUGCAGGCUCUGGAGGAUUUCCACCCUCAACUUGACACCCCUUGCAAGCUUUGGACUUUUUUCGCCCUGGCGAAGCUGUAUGAUAUUGCCACGGCACCGAAGAUAUGCGACCCCAUUCUUUCCUGGUUUUACGAGCUCACCAAUGUCCGGUUCAUUGAGAUCCACCCGGAGAUCAGCUAUCGGAUAGCUUGUGGAAUUCAGUGCGCCUCCCUCUGUCAGGACACCUUCUCUAUCCUUGUGGGAGAGGAGGCCCUGCUUCUGCUGGCUAACGGGGACCAACCGGCCAGCCUGGGGAGGCCUCAGGUGACAUGGCAUGGACGCCUGCGUGAGUCGCUAGACGACACAGAACUUCAGCGUAUUGAGUACGCCAGUAAGAGCUUCCUGGAUCAUGUCAUCAAUUGUUUCAUUCACUUGAUGGGGGCUAGCAUGGCAUGGCUCCAUACUUUAUCUGAGUUUCGGAAGGUUUACCAUUUUCAACCAAGAUCCUCACGAGAACAGGAGGCCAAGUCUCGGCUUCUCGCUGGUCUGAAAGACUUCGUGAGAUGCACCUUAUUAUCGACCCUAUUGGGCCGUGAUACUGAGAUUGGGUUCCGAGAACCAUCUCCCAGCUCACAAGACGAUGAGGGCUAUCCAUCACCAAAUUUUGCGUACGCUUACAGAGAGAUGUCACCAGCAGAGCGCAUAAUCAGUAGGACAUUCUGGCAAAGUCUAGCCCUUGAGAGUUUCAGUGGCCAGUGCGCUAUUCGCUCCGCCAGACAGCCUUCCGUCAUUGCCUCCCUUGCCAAAAGCAUACCACAGUUCAGAGAGCAAGAGGACUGGCAGACCAGUGGUAUAUUACGAACAAUAUUGAUAGACAGGGUCGAAUACUUCAAUUCUUUCUACAGAAGAUUUGAGCUGAGAGUCUUCGAUUGGGAUGCGAGCCGACCCCAAACGACGGCAAACGCCUCCAGAUCCGGGCUCUCUAUAUACAGCGCACCCCAACUAACGAACAUCCAGGGGAUUGAUUUGGUUCUACCGCGUGACACGAUAGAAUUUGACUUCGCUAGCUUCAUCGAUCAGGCUCAGGGUUACGUAAAUAACUACGCAAAGCAGAUGACCACGCCUCGGCCUUCAGCCAUGCUCUACGAAUUGACUGAUACUCUGACAUGCCUCACAGAGAAUGAGUUCAAAUAUCUGCCCUUGUGGGCUGGUGGCAAUGACGACGGAUCCGGAGGCGUCUUUACCGAUGAUAACAUGCCAAUACUUGAGACAGGAGGCUUCUCAACGCCGGGGCCAGCGAUCCAUACAGGUAGCACGGCCUCCUCAGUGUUAUCGUAUUCCACCAUCGCGCCCACAGAGUUUGAGAGUACAGUUCAGGGUGCCUCUCACAGGGCCACGGACAGUCAUCAGAGUGAUCUAAUGUCAAUUGAUACAGAUAUUGACACAGAGAGUGGAAGGACCAGCUACCAUGUAUCAGCUUGGUGGCAGAGUGCUGACGACGAUACCUCGAUCGAUCUGAGCUCGGCCGAUGACGAGGAGUUCGACUUUGAUUCCGCGAGUGACUCUGCCGACACUGUCGUUGUGGGCUCUCCGAGUCAUAGUGACCUUUUGAGUGACUUUGAGGAGGUGCAAGUGGACACCAACAAUGCCUCUGCUUCACAUCACUGA
Aspergillus thermomutatus is the source of this 2427-nucleotide messenger RNA. RefSeq lists its product as uncharacterized. The record is from RefSeq and is a predicted model, not a curated record. The coding region runs from base 1 to 2427 and encodes 808 amino acids. The transcript has a single exon. Lineage: Eukaryota; Fungi; Ascomycota; Eurotiomycetes; Eurotiales; Aspergillaceae.